UUUAAGAGUCUUCUAAUUAAUUUCAGCUGAUUCAAGGUAUUUUGCCAGAACUCCCUGUAGCAAGGGCUUAUUUGGUUUAUUGUAAUGAAGGAGAAGCAGCAGGAAGGAUUACAAGUGUAGCAAAAUGAGAACCACUCACAAUGUAGCGGAGCUUGAUCACCACUGUUAUUAAUUUAACCCUUUUCGGUAACUCACUGGUUGCAGUUUGUGUAUUUCUAUGUAUUUACCAGGUUACUGCAGAUAUAGUAACUUACAGAUAUGCUUCCAUCAUGUAGCUUGAUUCCAUAGUUAUCAAACCUGCCUUACACGCAAAGGGUCCUGGGUUCAAGAAGAGGGAUACCAUUAACAAGUUCACAUUUUUGCUGUGUGAUUUUUUAUUUUUUUUUCUAUUUCUCUCUUGUUGUCUGACGUGUGCUAAACCAAGGUCUCAAAACACGGGGAUUGACCAGGAGUAAGCGAGGAUUGAUCAAGAAUGCAGGCCAUCCCUCUGUAAUCCCAGACAGGGAUAAAGACCUUUGACCUUUACCAAUGUUUCUGGGAAUGGACAUCAGUUGAGCCUUUUGGUACAGUGGGGCUCUAAGGUGGUGGUGGAGUGUGUGUGGUGGGUCACAUCCCUUCUAAGACAUUUACCUUUACCUCGGAAGACCUUUUACCACAUGUGGCCAAUGAAGUCAAUGAAGGAUUAUACAUAAUUUCCAUGAAUCUGUGCAGCGACAGCGCUUUGACAGAGUUUCCAAUAAUGCCGGCUUCAGAAAAGCUCCCAGUAUUUCUGAUGAUGGAUGCUCGUCAGGAGCCUCGACACUUUCACCCGCUCGGAGUGAGAGAAUCCUGACAACAGGAAAUGUCCAAACUUCUUCUGACAGCUCCCAGGUUAAAUCACCGGGUUUUUUUCCAGUGACCGCCUAUAUGAGGCACAGCAGGUGUAUAUGAGGCCACUGUGCCAUGGAGGCGACGGAUAUCAGGAGCUGAAGACCAACUGCUGUGCAGUCAAGUGUUGACCUGAAGGUGUUGGUGGUGCAGACUGAAAACACUGUGAGGCAUACACCAGCAGUCAUAGUGGAGGAUCUAAGGAGAGCCAUAGCAUCCACCACUGAUGCAGCAGAGGGUGCAACAGCAGUGGUUUAGGAUAAAGAAGGUGGAAUUGUGGCUUACUGAUCAGUCAUAGUGGGGUCACCCGUGUCACCCAAUGACUCCAAGCAUCACUGAAGCAGCGUCAGAGCCGGGGCUUCCUAAUUGUAUUCAAGAUCACUGUGUCAGACCUUGAUGAUGCAUACAAUGGCAAAUAAAGGGGGAAUCAAUCACCGGGCGACGACGCUUCUGCUUCUCUGUACAAAUGGCGAGCAAACAGACAAAUGGGGUCACUGGGAGGGGGGCAAAGGAAGUCCCAGCAGCCAACAGGAGAGGGCAGAGGACACCCUGGACAGUUAACCCCACCACUGCAAACUCCAUAUAAAGUCCAUCAGUUACUGCCAGGGCUCUAACAGAGCAGGCGGAGGUUCAUUGGUGGUGCUGAUUUGCAGCAGGGUGCUAACAGCACACUGCGACCUCUGCUACCAAUACUCAAAGAAGUGCUGUGAAAGAAUGCCUGAGAGGGAGAGAGGGGGCAAGCACCUGGCAAGGCAACUGGCACAGGAGGAGAGGGCCGGGUCGGAGGUCUGGUCAGACCUGGGUCCACCGUUUUGCCCAUCUGCCGUUUCAAAGGCCACAUCAGCUGAGGUUUUCAACAACAGGCUGUUCGGAACUGCAUCAGCUUUUCUCAGCAAUCCACCUGGGGGUUUCCUGCUCUUUCAGCAUGCACUCUGGUGCCAACAGAACAGAUGAGGACACAAACUCCAGGCACCGCAGGAAACCACUGCACCAUCACACCUCCCUCUCAUGCGGCUCUCAAAUUGGGCAGUGGGCUGAAUCCUUGUCUGCAGCCACCUACACUGACGGUCAACUGACCGUGGACCCUCACUAAUCUGCACUCACCAUGGGUGGACCCUGCCAUCAACUGAUGACUGCCAGGAUUGGAUUCAACCCAAAUCAACAAGUUCUUUAAAGAACCACUGAGGCCAUCACCGAAAACCUGAGCUGCUGACAGUGUCAUUGGCACAGAUGGUGUGUGCCACUGGCCCACAGACCUUGGUCACAGCAACAACCCUCUACGGACUGCAGCUGAUGGUUUAAAAAAACGUCUUUUUUCUGCCCGGACUGUAAAUGAGACAGGAAAAUAAAGUCCUGAAUGUCACUCAGACCUGGCACUGCCAGUUGCCCCCAGCGCUCAUCAGAAUGCGGCGCCUCAGCAUCAACCUUGCCUCGACCUACCUUACUGCCUCCUGGGGGUAUUACUUCAUUCCUGUUCCGACCUCGGCACCCACAGAGUAGACCUUGUUUGGAAUCUUGGUUGUGCGGGACUUCUGUGGAUCCAGCGACCUUGACUGCAGACUACUGAAAAGCAGCAUCUGCAGCUGCAACCAUGGAGCACAAACAAACAGGGAAACGUGCUACACUGUGCAACCUCAUUCCAACAUGUUUCAGUCCAGAUUGCAGAGAUGAUGGACAGGUGACCGAAGAAUGGAGCGAGGAAGUUGGAUGAAGGGGAUGUGAUGGAGCCACGGCCCCUAGGAUUCCAGGUCAACUGCUGAACUCCAAAAGCACCCAUUUGAUCAUGACAUGUCAAGGGUGUGAGGAGAGAGAAGAAAGAGAGCAAGAAAGAAGAGAGAGAAAGACGGCACAACCCUGUGAAAAACUGCUCAUCGUUUGGCACCAGAUUGAGGGAUCCAUUUCAGGAACUGAUGUAUUAGCCUUGUGUUCACCUAAACCGGCCCUGGUUCUAUGCCCACGAGGUAAACUGUUCUGCUCCAUGCAAAACUCAGGAUCUGCUGGUGCUACAUGGCAGCAAUUAAAGGAGUGAGAUUUGCAUGUGUUCCUCCCUUUACCAUCUGACUGCUGUUUGAUACAAGGAGAGGUGAGACGUCGAAAGCUGGAUAAAAAGUCGCUGGCAGAGUCUUGACGGACUCACCUGGGUCUCCACAUCUGUAAGUUUGCGAGUCUGCUCUGCGGAGUGACUGAGGAGGUUGGUUCCCAUCUCGAGCAUGGCAGCUGUCUGGGUGUGCACCGCGGUCCUCUUUAUUUCCUCCAUCCCAGAGCGCACGUUUUCAUGAAUAAAGUUCUCCAGCUGUCAAGAGAGCAAACAGAUCCUCGGAAUAUGUUUCCCAAUGUCAAAUGCUGACACCAAGACCUUCUCAGGGUCUAUGACAAGUGGACACCUCUAACACAUCCAUCCCAUGAUCUUUAACAGUACCGUAAAAAUCCACAAAAGCUGAGAUCGACCAACGCGAGCCCUGUUUGGACAGAUGCUUCUGUGCCGCUUCCUGUUCCUCUUCAUUCUAUACCUUUCAUGCAGUGAAGUCACGGCCGUUCCCUGCUCCACAUUCCCCACUGCCACUGUUGUGUGGACACUCAGUGAAGCAGCAGCAUGUAAACCCAGUGUGUGGCCCACUCGCUCGUCACACAUGCCUUCAUUCGACACACUGUCCUGCGCUCCACUUGGCUAACGAGCAGCCUUGUUCCUGUGUUCAUCAUCCCACUGGAGAGAGAAUAUGCACCCCCCCGCCCCCCCCCCCCAGAUGUUGCUGCAGAGCGCCACAGAGGAUUGCUGUCUGAGGGUGGGUGUUUGCUGCCAUCUAGUGGAGACGUGAAAAAGCACUGCUGGGUGUAAUACAAGCUGCUUGAAACCGCCUGCCAUGCUUGGAUUUACCACAUGAUGUCACUAAAGUGUACAGUGUACAACCAAUACGUACGCCAGUAGAGCAGGAACACCUUUUCCUUCCCACCGUUCGCCCUCCCACCUUCCUCACCACUCUAUGCUCCCCUCCCCUCUCUCGGCUCUCCUCCGUCUCCUACUAAGUGCUCAUACCCACCACCACCACCACCCUCACCUCCAGCCUCCCCCCCAACACCUCUCAGACAGUUUUGCUCCACCAGUCCUGCACUGUGCUGGCCUAGAGAGGAGCGAGGUAGUGGAAAGAGGAGCUAGAAGAGUGGAUUUGGUGAACUGAGGAGAGGCAGACAGGUUAGCGGGACCAUGGCUGCUCUCUCUGCUGUCCUGAAGACCUGGGUUUUACUGCAGACUUUGUGCCUGGCUUUGGCCCAAGUGAGGGGGCCACCUGGACCACAGGGCCCACCUGGCCCACCAGGACCUUCGGGUACUCCUGGAUCAGACGGCAUCGAUGGGGAUAAAGGACCACCUGGGCCCCCAGGACCACUUGGGCAAAAAGGAGAGCCAGGAGAACCAGGUCCUGAUGGAGCACCGGGAGAGAAUGGCAUUGAUGGUUUGAUUGGAGCGAAGGGCGACCGCGGUCCCAUCGGGAGGCUUGGGCCGAAGGGUCAACCCGGGCCGAGCGGCGAACCUGGUGCUCCUGGCGCAGGCCUUCCAGGACUAGCUGGUGUUCCUGGGCCAAUCGGACUUCCUGGAGAAAUUGGACCAACUGGACCAAAGGGAAUCUUGGGACCACCUGGUGCUCCUGGACUUCCUGGACCUCCUGGCAAACCGGGUCCUCCAGGGAAAUUUAUCGGCGGGGAAGAAGGAAGUGCAGAAUUCCAAUGUCCUCUCAACUGUCCAGCAGGACCAAAGGGACCUCAGGGUCUGCAGGGAGUUAAGGGACACAAAGGGCGUGCUGGGAUUCUCGGCGACUCUGGCAGCAUUGGAAAAAUGGGUGUCAAGGGAGAAGCCGGCAUCUCCGGGGAACAAGGAAUCCCAGGACCUUCGGGUCCGAUCGGUCUGAGGGGUUAUCCAGGAAUGAUGGGUCCAAAAGGAGAGGCAGGGCCCCGCGGUUACAAGGGCAUCGGCGGACCUGUGGGAAUUCCUGGCCCUCCCGGUGAGGAGGGACCUCGGGGGCCACCCGGAGAGGCAGGAGACAAGGGCGACAAAGGCAGCAGAGGAAUCCAGGGCCCACAGGGAAUAACUGGCAAAAAGGGGGAGAAUGGUCUGCCAGGUAUAGACGGGAAAGACGGCACACCUGGUACUCCUGGAAUCAAGGGCGGCCCCGGCCAGGCCGGUAUGCCCGGUCCUCCCGGUCCUCAGGGGGCAGCGGGUUUACCUGGCAGUCCUGGUGCUAAAGGUGGAGCAGGAGAUAAGGGUGAGCCUGGCCUUCGAGUACUGCUAAAUGGAGAGCCCGGACUGCCCGGCGAGGCUGGAAUGGAAGGAGUUCCCGGGCCGAAGGGAGAUCGAGGCCAACGGGGAGCAGUGGGCCCACAGGGAGUCGUCGGAAAGGCCGGAGGUAAAGGAGAGAGAGGGCCUAUGGGAGUCCCGGGUGCCCAGGGCCUUAGUGGAACCAAGGGAGACAAGGGCUUCCAGGGAAAACCAGGUUCAAAAGGAGAUGUGGGAGACCCUGGUGUCGAGGGACUGGCUGGUGAGAAAGGUGAAAAGGGUUUGUCUGGUGAACCGGGACCUAAAGGACAGCAAGGAAUUAGAGGUGACCCUGGAUACAACGGACCUACCGGGGAUCCAGGUAAACCGGGAGACCAGGGCCCGGCAGGACUUCCUGGUCCUAGGGGACUGAAUGGUGAGCGCGGAGUACCUGGCAUGCCUGGUAUUCAGGGGUCAGCGGGCCGUGAUGCGUCUGACCAGCAUAUCAUUGAAGUGGUUCUGAAGAUGUUGCAGGAAAGGCUAGCUGCAGUAGCGGUGAGUGCCAAAAGGGCCGUGAUGGGGGGUGCCGGCGUAAUGGGCCCCCCGGGGCCUCCCGGACCUCCCGGUUCUGCCGGGCCGCAGGGACCGCAUGGAUUACCUGGUGCCAGGGGUGUUCCCGGAAUGAUCGGAGGUCCCGGUCAGAUAGGCAACAGUGGACUCAAAGGAAAACGAGGGCCAAAAGGACAAAGAGGGGAUCCAGGUAGAGCCCAUCCAGGACCACCAGGACCUCCUGGAAUUCAAGGUCCUCCCGGUGUGGAUGGUGUGGCUAAGGACGGAAGACCCGGCGACAGAGGACCUCAGGGAUCGGCCGGGGAAGCCGGGCGUCCGGGCAAGGCGGGUUCAACAGGUCUCCCUGGCUAUUGUGAGGCCGCCAUGUGUCUGGCCGCAUCUGCAUACACCUCACCCAGACUACAGGAAGCAGGAACCAUCAAAGGACCCGGCCUUUAAAAUACAUCUCUCCACAUCUGCAGCUGGGAGAGACAGGUACACAGAGAAAACUUUAAGUCAGCAAAAGAGCAUGGGGCUGCAAUAAUAUUGACUGGAUGUAUAAUACUCCCCUUCGUUACCAUCACAGCGUCUCACACCUUAUCUGCGCCUUCUCCGUAGUGUCCAGGGUAAUUUCAGCACACACUAGGAAUCCUUCCCAUCUGACCUCGGUCAACAGAAGCUGUAUGUCCGAAAAGAUGUUACUGUUCCGCUCCUUCAAAAUGUGCAAAAUAAACGAUGCGGGCCAAUUCACCCUCACUACUGUACUGUCAAAUGUACCCUGUCCAAUCUGUGAGCUACAUUGAUUUACCUUGUGUACAUCCCACCACCCUCUUCCUCUCCUUUCUACCCUACUCUCAUUUUAGAAACUAAUGACUACUUUCAUCUUUUCCUCCUGUUGCCUGGCAACAGCAUAUCCCAGUAGGCACUCCCGUGUCCCAUAAUGCGGUGCUGUAAAUCUUUGUAAAUGUUUGUUGAUUACUAUGUAAAGGAAAAACAAUGGGUUUCCAUACUCAUCGACAGAAAUCCCGUGUCAAUGCAUAAUACAAAGUUCCUGCGCAAAUAACUCCCCCUCCGAACCCAUCAGUCACUGUUCCAUGUGCCUCCCACGCCACAAUCAAUCUUCCAGAAGAUGUCGGCAUGAGUGACCCAUUUCUUCCCUUAUGCCAAAACUAUUUAUUGUUACUUGCAUAGUCAUUUGUGGAGAGGGUUUUCCCGUACCUAUUUCAGAUAAACCCAAACAAAUAAAAAGAGACCUUUUGUAAAA
Cynoglossus semilaevis (tongue sole) is the source of this 6926-nucleotide messenger RNA. RefSeq names its product procollagen, type IX, alpha 2 (gene col9a2). The record is from RefSeq and is a predicted model, not a curated record. The coding region runs from base 4070 to 6121 and encodes 683 amino acids. Gene Ontology annotation, cellular component: collagen type IV trimer. Gene Ontology annotation, biological process: extracellular matrix organization. The transcript has 58 exons. Gene Ontology annotation, molecular function: extracellular matrix structural constituent conferring tensile strength. Lineage: Eukaryota; Metazoa; Chordata; Actinopteri; Pleuronectiformes; Cynoglossidae.